GUGUCAAAAAUUGCAGAAUUGGUUUAUUAUGUUUGUGUAGUGUUGUUGUUUGUCAGAGCGAAGCUGCUGUCAAUAAAAAAAAAACAUUCAUUUCAUUUUAUGAUUUUGCUUACCAUAAUUUAGUUUUAUUCGUGGAGUGCGCGUCUUCGUUGGUCAAGUUCUCGAGAUUUUCAUAAAUAAGAGGUUUUGGGCGAGGUUCUCAAUACUUUCAAAAUGCAGACUUCAGAUGUAAUAUCAUCUUUGUUUUGGUUUAAAAACGACAGUGAUGUGGACGACGAACAAGAACCGCAGAUAUUAGAACAGUUUGUUCAUAAUGUUGAAGAUUUUAGUUCGCAGUAUGGCAGUGAAAUCAGUGUUUCUUAUACUGCUUUUAACCUACGAGGGCCUCCUUCUAAUUUUCCUGACUACGGCGACUAUCCACAAGCCUUCGUUAUGGUAAAAAGAACCUAUGGCACUUGGUGGGAAGAGGCCCCAUCGGCCCAACAAGAUUAUAUGCCACAGAAUGCAAGUUCUAUUACCAGUCAAGAUUUUGUAGAAGUGUCCUUCGAAAAGGCAGUUUACCCACUUGAAGUGUCGAUCUUCGAGACCUACAACCCCGGUGCUCUGGUCCGCAUUUGGGCGUUAGGACCAACAGCCUGGAUGUUGUUAUGGGAAGGUGAACCGGAGUAUGUUGGAGACACGCCGAGAAUAUUCAGCCCUCCGAUACGGCAGCUUAAUGUACCGACACGAAUUCUAAGGCUGGAGUUCAACCACAAACUUCUUCCCUACUAUACGGAGUUGGAUGCAGUAUUGCUCAGAGGCAAACAGCCCCCGAACUUGGUGAAGAACAUGAGGAACAAUUUCUCGUACUCAUCGCUGUUUUAUAAGAAAACACAGCCUGUUGUUGAAAAGGGUCAGCUGCUGAACAGGAUAAUCGCGUCAAACCUUCAUGAGACUUUGGUACCUCAAAUUGUUGAGCCUCGAAAUUUGAAGCAGAUUGAUACUGGACCACCGCUUGGCGACUUCCAGAGAUUACCGGAUGAAACUAUACUCUGUGUGAUGAAGUACUUGGACAUCCAAUCCUUAUGCCGUUGCGCUCAAGUGAACAGGCAUUUCAACCGACUCGCUUCAGACGCCAUACUGUAUAGAAGCAUAGACCUCAGGCCUUAUUGGCAUUGUGUGCAAUCACAGGUGCUGAUAACCCUCUCAAUGCGUUGCAAAUUCCUUCAGAAACUCGAUCUUUCUUGGUGCGGCAGUCAUCGCAUGAUCCAGCCUAAUUACGUAGUCAAUUUCCUGAAAGACAGCGGCGCAGAAUUAACACAUUUGCGCAUGAAUUGCUGCAAAUUCGUUGACAACACCGUGCUAAGAGCCAUCGUUGACACCUCUACUUGUUUACAAGAGCUAUGCCUCCGAUCAGUAGUAGGCUGUUCAGACUGGAUAUGCCUAUCAGCUCUAAAAAGGCUCAAACGCUUGGAUCUAUACAGAACUGAUAUCACCACGGCUGCUGCCGUCGCCAUCAUCAGGUCGAACCCGGGACUGAGACAUCUUAAUGUUGGUUCAUGCAAAAUGAUAUCAUCUAUGGACGAAGUAGCGAUAGCUCUCGGCGCGAACUGUCCUAAUCUAGUGUCAGUUGAUUUCUGGAAAUCAUACUCUCUAACUCCUAAUGGAAUUAGAGCGCUUGGCAACUGUAAGAAACUUCAAGAGCUCGAUGUUGGCUGGUGCUUACAAGCAGGCGGGUCGGGCGAGUGGCUGGCGUGGUUGGCCGGCGCCGAGCUGCGCAAGCUAUUCCUCGGAGCCCUACGAGGUGUCUGCGACCGCGACCUCAGGGCUCUGCUGCCGAGGGCUCCUAAGUUGGCGCAGUUAGAUUUGCUAGGAGUGCGGGCUGUUACACCUGAUAUUUGUGACGCGAUCCUGGCGGAAUGCAGGGACCUCAGACUCCUGGAUGUCAGUUUCUGUGAUCAAAUUCAAGAAUCACAGGUGUUAGAAUGGCGCGAGCAGUAUCCCCAUGUAAGCAUAAAGCGCUCCUUCCAGUCAGCUAAUUUGAAUACAGCGCCCAAUCCAUUGUUUUUGGCACCGAGUUUAGAAUAAAAUUAAAAUUACAAAAAUCCAAUUCCAAGGAUAAAUUUAAAUAUCAAAAUAAAAAGUGUCGAAAAUGUCAUAUUGGAUGUAGAAUGACGCCUGGUUUUACCAAUAUCCGUCUGAUUAAGGUAAACAACAGUUUAUAUAAUUAAGAACUUUUUCACUGAUAAUAUAAAUGUUAGUUUUUCAUUGUGAAAUUGUCCCGUAAUAUUUAUGUUGAAAGGUGUCAUUUGUUUGUGCAUAAAUAGACAGGCAUUCCAUGCAUAUUGUAAUAUUUUAAAAGACAGAAUACAUGUAUGUAUACUACGGAAGACCCUAAAGUUAUUGAUUCAUAUUCACAUUUAGUACUGCUUACGGCUAAUAGUAUUUUUUGGGAUAGUUGAAGUCUCAGCUAAGAAUAAUAUUGGUACCUAAGUGAUAAUAUAAAAAUGUUAAAUUACAACAGCAGCAGCUAUAAAACUUACUGAACAAACCUCUAUUUCAAUAUAAUGUGAUUAACAUUAUUUACAAAGAAUACGCAAGAAAUAAUAUAAACAUAACUUUCAUUGAUUGCUUAAUAAAUUUUAUUUUGUAUAUUUAUUCAUAAUUCAGAUUUAAUUUUGUAUAAUUCUCGAAUAUAUUACCUGAUUUUAUGACGGAUACACGUACUGAGUUUUGGGAAGUGAACCAAAAAUGUAAUUUUAAACAAAAUUGAUCUUUUAUUUGGCUUUAAACACUAAAAAGACUGAUUAAAAUAAUAAACACAACUCCUCUGAAUGGAUUAUGCAUUUAAAUGAGUAUUGAGGUUUUUUUCGAUGGACGAAGGAAAGAUAGCGGAGAUGCCAUAAGGAAGGCAGGUAGUUCAAGCAACGUACGGUAGGCUUGAUCAGUUCAUUGGAGAUAUUAUUUUGAUAAAAAUGGGCGGAUUCUAAGGAAAACGUAUAAAUACUGAGGACUAAUACUUUCUUAGGAGCUUUUGCAUUAUGACAUCUCCGCUACUCAUUUUGUUCUCGAUAGUUAUUUCGCAAAUUUUUGUGUGCGUUGGAUAAAUAAUUUCGACGCCAUCUUGACUUGACAGCUAAACGUGAUUUUUGCUAGAUGAUUUAAAGAUAUUGUACAUUCGAUGCAUAUGCGUUGCAGGCUUUUUAUAAAUACUGCAUUCGAAUCUUAGAAUAUUUAAAAAUUUUUGAUUUGAUUUGAUUGAUUUGAUUUGAUUUUGUAUUGUUUGCUCAUUUUCUGUUCUCUGACAGAAAGUCCUGAAUACAUUUUUUGCGUAUAUGAAAUUACAACGUAUACAUUUAUUAACGUCUAGUUACCUAUGUAGGAAACUAGAUGUGUCAUGUAGCUAUAUGUACCUACGUAACUAUAUAGAUAGUAGUAGUAUAUAGAAGUAUGGUAGCUUCUAGAUGCAUUAUAUUUUAUAAGCAGUAGAUAUAAUGACUGUAGAAAUACUUUGGCAAUUAUACAUGAUGCAAACAGGAUUUGAGGGAACUAUUGCCUUAUUGAAGAGACAAAAGAAAAGACAAAAAUACUAUAUUUUUUUACGAUUCAGCAAUGCUGACAACAUUGGAUUCCUAUUUACCUAGUGUAUGCGUAAAUAUAUUUUUCUGUACUUGUCAAGUGUGACAUUGACAAAGUGAAUGUCCAAUAUUUCGAUAUAUUUUUGAACUCAUUUCAUUGGUACGAAUACCAAUGAAAUGAGUUCAAUUUGGCUAGUCUAUAAAGAAAUUGACAGUUUCAGCUUGCAACUGUAAUUAUUAACUAUACUAUAGCUAAGGGUCAAUCCCCACUGAAAGAGCAGCGGCCGGCAGCGGCCGAAAAUGCAAGUGAUUGAGCGCGAGCGCUCUAACAUUAUCCGUGCUCUUACGGCCGUUGCCGGCCGCUGCCGGCCGCUGGUCUUUCAGUGGGAAUUGACCCUAAUAAGUAUAUUCAUAGAUGACGUCAUAGUUCAACGAAGUGCACCUCGACUUGAAAAGAAGCUUGAGUGAUAACAUAGGUCUACAAAAUUUACCACGUAGCCACUCCAUGGUAAUAUGCCAAUUAUAUAAUAUAGAAAAGCUGCCGUAGCUGAAAAUUAUUGUGAUAAUGGAAACUCGUAUUAAAAUGAGAUUAAAAUGACUUUGUAUUGUAUACAAAAGUACAGAAUUUUAACUUCAUUCAUUAAUUUUGCAGCUCGUGCAUAUUUAAUGUAAGUAGGUCAGUCAAAGUGAUUCUGUCAAUUAACUUCGUUUUAUUUUGACGUCAUCGAAACAAUUAGCGCUGGGUGCAUAAUAUGGUCUUAGCAUAAUAUUUCCUUAAUAUUUUGGAAAUGUUUACAUGAAAUAUAUGAUGAUGAUAUUUACAUAUUUUUGCAAACUUUUUAGCUCUUUAAGAGUAAUUAAUAUAUGUCUAAGAUUACUAAGACUUAUCGUAAUAUAUAUUUUAGUAUUAUUUUAAAAGACAAUGGACUUGUUGGGAGAGAAUUUCAUGAAUUUCGAUUUUGUGAAGUAUAUUUUUGACAAUUGUAAAGGGAGUCAGUGCAAUGGUGGCAAGUCCAAAAUUUCAGUCAUAGCAGCUAAGAUUGUAAUAGAAUUAACGAAAUAUAUAUUAGUUGUUCUUAAUAAAAGUGCUAUAAAUAAG
This is a messenger RNA of Helicoverpa armigera (cotton bollworm), 4656 nucleotides long. RefSeq names its product F-box/LRR-repeat protein 4 (gene Fbxl4). The coding region runs from base 214 to 2067 and encodes 617 amino acids. The record is from RefSeq and is a predicted model, not a curated record. The transcript has 13 exons. Gene Ontology annotation, molecular function: protein binding. Lineage: Eukaryota; Metazoa; Arthropoda; Insecta; Lepidoptera; Noctuidae. Gene Ontology annotation, biological process: SCF-dependent proteasomal ubiquitin-dependent protein catabolic process. Gene Ontology annotation, cellular component: SCF ubiquitin ligase complex.